AUGAAGUUCGUGCUGUGCGUCGUUUUGCUGGUGGCCUUCCUUGGCCACUUUGCCGCGGAGGCCUACAUCGCCCGGAGCAGUGCCUCCUCUGUCGGGCGCGAUCUGCCCAAGGAGCAGUGGUACACCCAGAGACUGGACCACUUCAACGGCCAGGAGACUCGCACCUGGAAGCAGCGUUAUUUCAUCAACGACACUUUCUGGAACCCUUCUGCCCCCGGCCCCAUCUUCUUCCAAAUGGGCGGUGAGGGCGCUGUGAGCGGCGAGGACGUCGUGCUGCUCCAGAUGGUGCAAUACGGAAUCAAGCACGGUGCGCUGAUGGUCACGCUGGAGCACCGCUUCUACGGCACGAGCCAGCCUCUGCCCGAUCUCUCCAUCGAGUCCCUCCGCUUCCUGUCCUCUGAGCAGGCUCUCGCCGACGCGGCCGAGUUCCUCCUCUGGCUCAAGGACCAGUACCAGGCGCCCAAGUCGCCCAUCAUCACCUUCGGGUGCUCCUACCCCGGAGCGCUGGCGGCGUGGUUCCGUCUGAAGUACCCGCACGUGACCUACGCCUCGGUGGCUUCGUCUGCGCCCGUGGAGGCCACCCUCGAUUUCUUCGAGUACCUCGACGUCGUGGACCAGUCCCUCGAGUACUUCGUGGGUGACAAGUGCGUCGCCAACAUCAAGCAGGCCACCACCGCCGUCAGCCAGCUCAUGGCCAGCCCCGGCGGAAGGGCCAAGCUGCAGAGCCUCUUCAACUUCUGCGGGCCGAUUCAGAACGAGCUCGACAUUGCCAACUUCUACUCCUCCCUGGCUGGCAACUGGAUGGGCACCGUGCAAUACAACGACGAGAACGGCAACCCUCUCGACGUCAUCUACUUGUGCAAGAUCAUGACCCAGCCCGGCGUGGACCCCCUCACCGCCUACGUCAACAUCUCCAACAUCUUCCUCCGCUCUCAGGACCAAUCGUGCUUGGACGUGUCCUACGCCGACGCGAUCGCCCAGCUGCGGGACACCAGCGCUGCCGCCGCUGGCGUGGGCAUCCGCCAGUGGGUCUACCAGACCUGCACCGAGUUCGGCUACUUCCAGACCUCCGAUUCCGAUGGUCAGCCCUUCGGCGACGGCAUGCCGCUCAAGUUCUCCCUCGACCAGUGCCGUGAUGCGUUUGGUCUGAUCGACCCGCCCCGAAUCAACGCCACGAACCACAUCUACGGUGGCAGGAACCUGCCCGCGUGGGGACCGUCCAACAUCCUCUUUGUCAACGGCAACAUCGACCCGUGGCAUGCGCUGUCGAUCACCAAGAGCAUCUCGCCGUCCCUCACCACCGUGUUCAUCAACGGCACCGCCCACUGCGCCAACGUGCUGCCCGCCCACGAGAACGACCCGCCCAGCCUCGUGCAGGCCCGGAAGGACAUCCAGGCCCAGAUCGACCAGUGGCUCGCCCAGGCCAAGCGCCAGUUUGCCUACUAA
Acanthamoeba castellanii str. Neff is the source of this 1446-nucleotide messenger RNA. RefSeq names its product serine carboxypeptidase. Lineage: Eukaryota; Discosea; Longamoebia; Acanthamoebidae. Gene Ontology annotation, molecular function: dipeptidyl-peptidase activity; serine-type exopeptidase activity. The transcript is spliced from 14 exons. Bases 1 to 1446 code for a protein of 481 amino acids. Gene Ontology annotation, biological process: proteolysis. The record is from RefSeq and is a predicted model, not a curated record.